This is a messenger RNA of Paraglomus brasilianum, 381 nucleotides long. Lineage: Eukaryota; Fungi; Glomeromycota; Glomeromycetes; Paraglomerales; Paraglomeraceae. The record is from the annotation of a GenBank genome assembly.
AUGAGAUUCGAUCACGCCACAAAAGAAUAUAAAUUAGUUGCUCACAAGAAUUCAUCCACAGUUGUGACUAUGACUCGAAGUAAACAAUCACCAGCUGCUAUGAGACACGACAGGCAUUAUCAAAGGUCUCCACUCGGCGACUUGCGAGGAAUACCAAAGAAAGAAGGAGCCGGUCAAUACAAUUGGGGCAAUGUAACUGUAGAGGCCGCCACUGAAUUAGAUGAACAUUAUGAACUUAUGGAUAACUUCCCAAAAUAUGAUUUGGAGAAGGAUGCUGAGACAGAAACAGAUCGACGGUCCAGCAAAGUAGAAGUUGUUGAUUCCAAUCGAUUUGAGGAAUUGCGAGCAGCUACGGCUGAGGAACAAGAAGUUCAAAAGUGA